Spodoptera exigua (beet armyworm) is the source of this 894-nucleotide messenger RNA. The record is from the annotation of a GenBank genome assembly. Lineage: Eukaryota; Metazoa; Arthropoda; Insecta; Lepidoptera; Noctuidae.
ACGUAGCUUUGGUGACGGCUACGUCUCUAGUCGAGCCAAACAAAUCAUGAGGCUCUUAUUCCUGAUACCACUAUUUUGCGCGGUGCUUCUAACGCACGCGCGUAAUGUAGCAAAUCAAAAAGGUGACAAAGACGACGCAGCCAGCGCUGCGACAAAACUAGUAGCAAACAAAGGCGUCGACCUCUCUGCUGCUGGCAGUGCAUCCGCAGACCAAGCGAUUGCUGGUACUGAACACAAGAAGGCCAAAGACAGCCACCACGAACAAGGCGGCGGGCAUGAACACCAUUCGCAUCACCAUGAAGAACACGGGGAUAAAGGCGAUAAGGGAUACAAGUCGCAUCAUCAUCAUGAUAAAGGCGAACAUGGACAUCAUGCAAAACACCACCAUGAAGGACAUCAUGACGAACACGGAGGACACAAAAAGAAGCACCACGAUGAGCACGAUCAUCAUGGUGAACACCACGAGGCCGCGCACGGGCACAAGGGCGGAAAAUUCGGGCACAAAAAGGGUCACAAAAAGGGUUCAAAGACCACUGGUUUUCAUCAUAAAUCCCAUAAAGAUGAAUAUCACAAGGAACAUAAAUUCUACGACGACUUCCACAAGGGCGGACACCAUCACAAACAUGGAGACUUUCAUGGGCAUCAUGAUAAAAAGGGAGGUCACCACAAGAAAGGCGGUCACCACGAAAAGGGACAUCACGAGAAACACCAUGGCAAGAAAGGGCAUCAUGACAAAGGACAUUAUGAUGAAGACCACAAAGGGCACAAGGGUCACCAUGGUCACGAAGAGCAUUUCGCACAUCAUCACGACCACGGAAAGAAAGGCGGACAUGCUGGGGGCAAAGAACAUGGUUACAGUCAUGCAAAGAAAUCGUAAAGAAUAUAUGUACCCAC